AUGCUGCCAAUGGAGUAUUCUGUGGAACUGCGUUCCGCUGUGUCAGAGCUUCUGCACCCAGAUCCCGAAAGUUGGCCCUCGACAGCGGAGCUAUUCACACGGACUCACUUUGCCUCAUGGAUAGCGGAUGCUCAAAGGGGAGAAGCCAAGCUUCAGAUGGAGCAACGAAGCCUUGAGCAGAUGAGACUCAAGCUGGAACGUUUGAUGAGAUCGCAAACUGCCAAAGAGCGGGCAUUGGAAGCCAAAGAGAUGAGCCUUGAAGCAGAAAAGCGCUGUCUCAUGCUGAGGGCAUCUCGCUCACCCCCGAUGGCAACACAAACUCCCCAGACGGCGUCACAGACGCCUGCCAUCAAACCGGAGGAAAGAGCGGGCGCAAAGGCCACUAAAGCGAUGAGGCCCCGUCCGUAA
Messenger RNA from Kockovaella imperatae, 408 nucleotides. RefSeq lists its product as hypothetical. NCBI's taxonomy places the organism in Eukaryota, Fungi, Basidiomycota, Tremellomycetes, Tremellales, Cuniculitremaceae. Bases 1 to 408 code for a protein of 135 amino acids. The transcript has 4 exons. The record is from RefSeq and is a predicted model, not a curated record.